This is a messenger RNA of Lolium perenne, 1038 nucleotides long. RefSeq lists its product as uncharacterized. Gene Ontology annotation, biological process: cellular oxidant detoxification. The record is from RefSeq and is a predicted model, not a curated record. Lineage: Eukaryota; Viridiplantae; Streptophyta; Magnoliopsida; Poales; Poaceae.
CACCCCGUUUCCUCCAUGUUCCCGAGAGCCAAAUCUCGCUCACCUCACCCGUCACCACCACUCAUUGCUUGGUGCGCAUGCCGCCGCUUCCCGUCCUCACGUCCAGGUACACCGAACCUGGACGCCUUCCCGGCCCUCCCACACGCCCAUAAAUAUCCCUGCUUCUACCCAGCAACCACUCAAGCAAUCCCGACUCUCCUGUCUGCUCCACAGCUCCAGCUAGUACCACAGCUCCACUUGACUCUUCGAUCUAUUCCCGCCUUCUCAAGCGAGCUCUCCGUGCUCCGAUCUCGAUCCAUGGCGCCGUCCAUUGCCAUCGCUGCUCCGGCCUCGGGCACCUGGAAGAGCAGCAAGAAGCUCGGCGUUGCCGCGGCGCCGGCGGCGGAGAGCGUCACCGCGCAGGCCGAGGCUCUGCGGCGGCGGAACGCCGAGCUGGAGCUCGAGCUGGCGGCGCUGCGCGCGGAGCUCGAGGCCGCGCGGCUGCGCGCCCAGGCGGCGGAGGAGGCCGAGGAGCGGCUCUGCGCGCAGCUCGGCGAGGCGGAGUGCGAGGCCGUCGAGCUCGCGCGGGAGCUCGUAGCUGCUCGGGGCGCCGCAACCUACUCCGGCAGAUAGUGCUUGGCCGGAGGCAGAGAGCCACACGCGCGCCAGCGCGUCGGCCGAGCCGAGGUUGUCAAUGACUUUUUGACGACGGCGAGACGCAGACGUGGCUCGCUGUGGACACACACUGUAGCGACUGUACUAGUACAACGGUAGAUUCGUGACAAAUGUAAUACGGAGAACAUACGACGCGAGGAUUAAUUUGGUUUCUGAACCGAGCACCUGUACUGUACAGUGUACACUAGUAAGAGCAUGUUCAGCCCAGACCAGGAUGUCACCGAUGGGGAACGUUGUUUUUUACCAGCAGCGGUACUAGAAGAGUUUGUUUUGUACUCCUCCGCAAAAGAAGAUUGUCUCAAAUUUUUCAAGAUUCAAAUAUAUUUAUAUACUAAGUUGUAUUUAAAUACAUUUGAAUUUAUAUAAUAUAAGAUACUUUUUUUA